AUGGGUUCAAGUAGCUUGCCCUCUCCUCCUGCAGAGGAUCACAAGUCGACUCUCUCACGAAAGAGCACAUCAAGUGCCAAGUCGGUCAAGCCUGUCCACCGCGCCUCCAAACGAGCCAGCUCCAGUGCCGCUGCCAUUCACCACCACGACCAUGUCACACAUACCACUGGCAUGGACGGUCGACAUAAGCGUUGCGACGGUGAAUUCCCCUGCAAGCGAUGCAAGGAUGACGGUUUGGUAUGCACCGCCGGUGUUAGAAAGAAGAUGGAAUACAAGCAACUGCCUCGAGGAUACGCCGAAGUGCUCGAGAACACCCAAUUCGCCCUCAUCGCCACUGUCCACAAGCUUUACUCCAUGGUCCGGAAUAACCAGCCCUGGGAGCUGGGUGAGCCCGAGCUCAACGACCGCGGGCAGCCCGUGAUCCACAACAUCGCUCAGAAGCUUGGCUGCAUCCGACCCAAUAGCGACAUCGACCUCCCCGUGCACUCAGUAUUCCCCGAAGACGAGGCCGGUAUGGCUGAGCUGGCACGGCAACUUGAAGACCAGCAGAAGGAGCAGGAGCCCCAGAAGGAGGUCAAGGACACAGACUCUUCAGUAUGCAACCGAACAGAACGAGCAUCAUCGUCCGAACUCGACCACUCCGACUUUGAGCACGACUACCGAAAGGCGGCCUUUGGCAACAGCAAUGCCAUGACUCUCUCACCGCAGAGCUUCACUGGCAGUGCCGACUUCGACUUUGCACCCCCGCCUCCCGAGAUCGACGCUUCAGCCAUGUUUCCCUCUCAAUCUCCUUCUAUGUCGAGCUUCCCUGCUUGGUCAAUGGCCAAGCCGCAACCCAGCGACCUGACGAUGCAAUUCCUCCAGCAGCAGCAAAACGGAAUGAUGGCCAACAUGGACCUGCUCAAUCAGGGCCUUGUCGAGUCGGAAUUUGGAACCAUCAAGCCCCACGUCCUAUCGUGUCCCAACCCCGAGGUGAUGAUGGGCAUGGGCGAUCCCAUGAUCUAUUCAGGCUACGACGGCGAACCGAUGCGACUAUGA
Messenger RNA from Fusarium vanettenii 77-13-4, 1038 nucleotides. RefSeq lists its product as uncharacterized. Gene Ontology annotation, biological process: regulation of DNA-templated transcription. The transcript has 3 exons. Gene Ontology annotation, molecular function: DNA-binding transcription factor activity, RNA polymerase II-specific; zinc ion binding. The coding region runs from base 1 to 1038 and encodes 345 amino acids. NCBI's taxonomy places the organism in Eukaryota, Fungi, Ascomycota, Sordariomycetes, Hypocreales, Nectriaceae. The record is from RefSeq and is a predicted model, not a curated record.